CAGCCUUUAGAGUACAACAGCUAGAAGUAUAUUGCACUACGAUGAGUUCGUCGUCUACCAUGAGUGGUUAACAAUGAUCAUAUGAUUUUAUGAAACGUGAUGUUUCUAAUGGUCACUUUGAAUCGUCGAAUAAGAAACAAACAAACAAACACUUAAAAAAUUUAUAUAAACAAGACGAGGUCUAACAACAAUUAUUACCGUUGUGAACAAGAAGAUGAGGCAUAACUUUGCAACUGGCCAGUUUAUACUGCUCUAUUCCAUCAUCGUAUUAAUUUAUAAAUUCAUCGACUGCCAUGACAUUUGCACAAAACCUGAAUUGAGGAAAUAUGAAAAAGUAAUUUUUCAAAGUAAUGCAUAUAAUUAUUCUCAUCACUAUUAUUAUUCCCGGAUGAUCCGCUCUGAUCAGUCUCCUCCAAUUGUUAGCGGCACGUUUGAAAGAUUGGUUGAUAAUAAAGAUAUCUAUCCGAAGUUCUCGUUUACGUUUUACGGCUCCAAAGUCAUCAACUUCAGAAUAUUAACUACUGGUAGAAUUGAAAUGUACGAUGAAAAUUACUUAGGAGUAGUUAGAAAUUAUGUGAGAAGCGGUUAUUAUGUGAAAACUGAUAUUUCGAAUGAGCGGGAAUUAUUGGCCGUCAGAAUGUCUUAUUAUCCAGUUGCUGGUGGUAAAAUUCCGACAUUCACUAUAACUACUCUGAUACAUCCGAAUGGGAAGAUAUCAAUCUAUUAUGCGAACAUUCCUACGGUAGCUAGAAUAACCGAAAAGCCAUCGGGAAUUUAUGGAUGGUUACAUUGCGGAGAAACAGAUAAGAAAGUAACUGAAAUAUAUGUUCCUAAAACAUGGAUUCGAAGUGGAACGUUAGUGGUGUAUGAAGCUCUCGGGGAUUGUCCGAAAUACGAUUCGACUGAAGCAUGUCGUGGCUCAAAAGCACCGAAAACAAGGUGUAUAUGGUGUGAAACAGCCAAUAUGUGCAUUACCAGAAGUGAUAAGGAUAUUUAUAAAUUGAAAGUAAAUGGUUGCAAGAAUAAAUACAUCGAUACAGAUAAAACAACAUCUGAAGACACUGAGGAUGGAAUACCACUGGAAUACUUUUACCCCAAUUACCAAAUCUUACGUCGUUCCGCAUUGUUUUUAUGGUCUUUGGUAUUCGGCUAUAAUGCUGCAUAAGGAAGCGAGCAUAUCAAUAUUUCUCACAGACAGUUUGUCACUUGUUUUCAUCAAGUUGACUUUUUUAUUUUUAUUUUUUAGUUUAGUAAACACACUUUCAAUUUUUUUAAUCAUUUCAAUAAACUAAAGAUUGUUUUAAUGGAACUGCAUAUCACAUUGUUGAUUGUUUACGUCAUGACUGAUGUCACUUUUUUGUUAG
Schistosoma haematobium is the source of this 1364-nucleotide messenger RNA. RefSeq lists its product as uncharacterized. The coding region runs from base 215 to 1165 and encodes 316 amino acids. NCBI's taxonomy places the organism in Eukaryota, Metazoa, Platyhelminthes, Trematoda, Strigeidida, Schistosomatidae. The transcript has 11 exons. The record is from RefSeq and is a predicted model, not a curated record.